Messenger RNA from Nerophis lumbriciformis (worm pipefish), 354 nucleotides. The record is from RefSeq and is a predicted model, not a curated record. Lineage: Eukaryota; Metazoa; Chordata; Actinopteri; Syngnathiformes; Syngnathidae.
AUGGCGAGUCAGUACCAGCGCUCAGUACCGCUGGAGGUGAGGAGAGCGGAGGGCGAGCGCGUCCGGGCAAAACAUCCUGACAAGAUUCCGAUCAUUGUGGAGAGAGCCCAUAGGUCACGAGCUCCUGAUUUGGAUAAGAAGAAGUACUUGGUGCCCUCAGAUUUAACAGUGGGCCAGUUGUGUUUCCUCAUCCGUCAACGAGUGUCAUUGAGACCAGAGGAGGCGCUUUUCUUCUUCGUCAACAACUCCCUGCCCCCUUCUAGUUCCCCACUUUCUGCCGUCUAUGAGGAGCACCAUGAUGAGGACCUUUUCCUCUACAUGACGUACAGCAACGAAAGCGUCUACGGCGCCUGA